UGGAGAUCAUCUUCCAAUCAGUUCAGUUUGAGCUAAAUUGUUGACAAGCUACUGUAUGUUUUCUCCCAAACCUAUGCAAGCCAGUCAGCAAACAGACGUCUGAAAAGGGCAUCGUUGUUCCUCCCUGGACACACUUCAAUAACCGACCGAGAAUCAGGUAAGAUACAUUUUUUUUUAAUGUUGGACCACCACCUUUGUCCUAGAAGACGUUUGAAGCAGAGCCAGCUGUGAAAAGUCAGCUGGCUAACAAGCAAACAAAAGUUGUCAGCGAGCAACUUGUUUGUGCCCAACUCGAAAGUCUUUAUCAGUACAAACCGAUUUCACUCUGAAUUCCAUAGCAGAUAGUACAUUUUGAGACUGAGCUAUGAACAACUUUUGCAAAUAUAAAGAAUAAGCGGUAGCUUGCUGUUUAUUUAGCUAGCUACAUUGUCUAGCUUGUUCGUUUAACGCUUUCCUCUCUGCUUAACAUGAGCCUGAAUAUGGGGUCAGCUGAUGGUGUCCUCAUGCGGGGGUCCUUUGGAUGGAACACUGAUGGAAACUUCAGCUCUGUGUGCCCCAAUGGGUCGGUAUGGGUUUGGGAAGGGCUGGGGGAAUGUGCCCAGGAUGCCAGGGACAUGGCCAGUGUCAUCCUGGGUCUGCUGUCUAUAGUGUGCUUCAUGGUUUCUUCUCUGCCGUAAGUCUUGAUUGGGAAUACAUUAUUUCAGGCCAUUUCCGAUGUAAGGACAACACCUUUACUCUUCCUAUUUUGUUGUGUUCAUGAAUACAGGCAGUACUACAGCUCUUGUAAGAGUGGGAAUAUGGACAGCGCCUUGUCCAUUUGGUUUCUGUUACUGUGGCUGGGGGGCGACUCCUGCAAUCUUGUAGGCUCAUUCUUAGCUGACCAACUGCCGCUACAGGUAAGUGACAGCUAUCUGGGUCAGUCAAUAUUACUGAAAUGGUUUGAAUAACAAUAGAAACGUUUGUCUGUCAAGCAUGAAAAUAGGGGGAUAAACUGAAAUUGUCAACUCCAAGAUACUAAUGAAAAGAUAACGACAUUUUAAUGUUACAAAAAAGUGUAAUGAUAUGCAUUUAAACAAGUAUUCCCCUUGUCCACCGCACUGACAUGUCUCUCUCCCCCUUCUCAUACAGGCAUACACAGCAGUGUAUUAUGUCCUGGCUGACUUAUUGAUGCUGGGAUUGUACUUUUACUACGUAGCUAAGCACAAGAUGAAUAACAGUGAGUUUGUGUUUUUGUCUGUUAAUGUAUUUGAUCUCUGUUCCAAAUUAGCUGCUGUGAGAUUUGUCUUCUCAAUAAUAAAUCAAGGCCAUUGGUCAGUGCACAUUCCACACAUUUACUAUUAAUUGAGGCCUCUGUGUGUUACACCGGGACCACAGUUUGUAAUAUACAGUAUAACGCAUGACAGAACAGGGUAUGGCUUGUCCAUGUUGUCCUAUGUUCUGCCCAUUCAGCAAAUGUUCAUUCCAAGACGCCUUCGUAAAAAUGGCUCAUUAUGCCAUAGAACACACUGCAAGGUUGUGUUUUAUACAUACAACUGUAUACAGUUGUUAUUUAACAGUUCAAUGAACCUGACGGGUGUCAGAUUAGACUGCUGUAGCCUAUACACAGAGGGUCCCCAGGAUUAGUUUUGAGAAACAGACAUUCAUUACACAGGAGGAAGAAUCAUACAAAACUAGUGUGAUGUCAGCAAUACUACUAGUGAUGUCAGCAAUACCUUGCAUCACCACCACAUUUUGUUCUUUCGUUCCUAAUUGUUGUCGCAGCCAUUGACACCAUGACCCUUGGUUGGAUGAAUUUGCUGAGGUGGCGUCUACCAAUAUUGACGACUAAUAUCUUUAUUUUUCCUUUACCCAGACAGGUCGGUUCUAAAUGUAGUUGGUGUGGUCUAUGUACUGGGCUUCUCUGCCAGCCUCGUUGCCUUACCUGGGUCAGGGUCCCAACAGGAUGUGGUCCUCUCUGGGUUCAAGGGGCGGGCCUUGCUGUCAACCACUGUGGACGGUGUUAAGGUGAAAUAUGGGCUGGAUGUUAAUGUAAUUGAUUUGUUGAUUUUAUUCUGGCCUCUGGCCAACGUUUUAUCUCUCUGAGUGACAUGCAGACGCUUUGUCUUUGUGUGUCCAGGCUUUCAGCACCAAGGAGAUCAUUGGGUUUACCAUUGGCUCCAUAUCCUCAGUGCUCUACCUCUGCUCCAGACUGCCACAGAUGCACACUAAUGUGAGUCUGAAAAGGGGGAGUGGGGAGGGGUUGUUAAGGGAGUGAACGAGUACUGGGUGGACAGAUCAUUUUAAAGUGGAUGCGAAAACCUCCCUGUAAAAGUGUUGCAUGGAUCUUUUUCUUUCUCCUUAUAUUUAAAAUGUUUCUUUCUCUGGUAGUACACAAGGAAGUCGACGGAGGGUGUGUCCUACUUCCUGUUUGCCCUGGUCAUCCUGGGUAACACUACGUACGGCCUGAGCGUGCUGCUGAAGAACCCUGAGCAGGGCCAGGGAGAGGGAAGCUACGUCAUCCACCACCUGCCCUGGCUCAUAGGCAGCCUGGGCACCCUCUCUCUAGACGUCCUGGUAUCCUUCUCAUUAUGAAAAAUGUAUGCACUCACUGACUGUAAGUCGCUCUGGAUAAGAGCGUCUGCUAAAUGACUAAAAUGUAAAUUACAAUGCCUACUGGGCCUCAGGCCUCCCCAACAACACGUUUACUUGUAACAUUUAGUGUGCUUUGACUUAACACUUAGCUUCUGCUUUUGACUUUGUAUUACAAUGACCCUAAUGAACUUACCUAAAUGCAACAGGUUCAGGUUGGUUUUUGACUAGUAUUAUCUAAGUACAUUAUCCUAUAUGCCAGCCUGCAGUUGUUGGAAUGUGUUUCCUUUAUAGUAUCUAAAAGUUUGACCAGUUAAAAAAAAAAAAAAAAAACUUCAUGAAUUCCCUUGACUCGCUGCUUCAGAUCUCCAUACAGUUCCUGAUAUACCGCAAUAACGCCCCUCUAGAGUUGGAAUCGCAGCACGAUGAGAGAGCUGCUCUGCUGGACAAAUGAAACUGCUCCUUGGGUGCUGGAUCUACAGUAGCAGUUCAGACACUUAUCCCCACCCAAUGGACUCUCAUUCACAUUCCUAAACACUAAAUCAUAACUUUUUGACACACAGGAAAUCCCUUUCUUUUGACUAUCGUUUUAUUUAUAUGAUCUGUGUUUUAGUGUUUUGAGAAAGAUGCCACUGUUAAUUGGGAUGCAGCUGUAGUUUACUUUAAUGAACUGUUCUUAAUUCCUCUUAAUCUUUAAGUGCUGGACCUUCCAACCGUUUGUCUAAAUACUUAUAGUAUUUCAAAUUUGUAACAAACCCGUCCUGACAAUCAUGACACUACUACUGGUCACUACGUGAAACCCUCUCAUUGUCAUAUUAGAAUAGUCUUGUUAUUGUAUUUCAGAAGUGAUUGACUAUAAAUAUUUUUUGCAGAUCACUUCAUGUCUUUUGAGUAUAGAGACAUGAAUCUUAGUGUCUUGACAUGUUCAUGUGGAUUUAUUGUAACUUUUAAUUAGUGUAAAUGUCUGAAGUACUGUACUUAAUUUAUUUUAUUGUUUACAUAAAUUGCCGUUAAGCAUUUUGCAUAUGUGUACAUUUGAGAUUUAUGUACUUUUUUGGGGGGUAUGUCUUCAGAUCUGGAGACUUGACCUCAUGUUUGUUCAGUGUAAGCACACAGCAAUGAUGCUCCUGUUUCUUUUUUCUUAGUCUGUUCCCUAAACAAAAAUGGUGUUACAUCAGUCUACUGAUAUGCACAGGAAGGAUUUAAUGUUUUAUCACAUUGAUAGUGUCUCAUUCCCCACUUACUGCUACAUUUAGGCAAUAAAAACAAAAAAUUGUUAGAAAUGAGUUGCGGGAAUGUGUUUCUCAUUUUGAUAAAUGUUUGUUCUGUUUCACUAAUACGCUCAAUAGGACACAUCAUGCUUUUAAACAAACUGAAUUUGUAUGGAGCCCUGAUGUCAUUUGGGCAGUGUACCUGAUCUUUAGUGUGUUAAAUACGCUGGCAACGUGAUUUCAUUUUCCACCUUACUUCCAUAUCCAGCCCAUACUGUUUUUGACUGGACUUCAAGAUUAUAUAAUAAAAUAAUGAAAAGUCCUUUGGAAAUUAUUCAGACCCCUUCACUUUUUCCACAUUU
Messenger RNA from Coregonus sp. 'balchen', 4141 nucleotides. The record is from the annotation of a GenBank genome assembly. Lineage: Eukaryota; Metazoa; Chordata; Actinopteri; Salmoniformes; Salmonidae.